AUCGCUGACAGGAUCCUGUGACACCUCCCCGCAGCCCGGCACUUGUUGCUCCCGGGACCGGCUGCCAUCCCCGAACCCACCUUGCCCCCGCGUCCCCUGUCCCCAGCUGGCUUCUGUCCUUUCCAUGCGAUCACCCGGGACGCCGAUCUCUUAGACGCCUCUGUCCCCGGCUCGAGAAACAGAUUUAAAUAAAUAAAUAAAUAAAUAAAUAAGCGCCUCGCUGGGUAGGGGCCCCGCUGGGUAGGAGCAGGAGCGCGGAGCGCUGGCCCGGGAGCCGCAGAGGUGGCGCCUCCACGGAUCGGAACGGUGGCCCCGGGCGCCGACGGCAUGACGGACGCGGCGAUGGCUAACGGGGACGGCAGGGACCCGGAGAUAGAACUCUUCGUGAAGGCUGGAAUCGAUGGGGAAAGCAUCGGCAACUGUCCCUUUUCUCAGCGUCUCUUUAUGAUCCUCUGGCUGAAAGGAGUCGUGUUCAAUGUCACCACUGUGGAUCUGAAAAGAAAGCCAGCCGACCUACACAACCUGGCCCCUGGCGCCCACCCGCCCUUUCUGACCUUCAAUGGGGAAGUGAAGACAGAUGUCAAUAAGAUCGAGGAGUUCCUGGAGGCGACUUUGACCCCUGAAAAGUACCCCAAACUGGCAGCAAAACACCGAGAAUCAAACACAGCAGGUAUCGACAUCUUCUCCAAGUUCUCCGCCUACAUCAAAAACACAAAGCAGCAAGACAACGCUGCCCUUGAAAGAGGCCUGACCAAGGUGCUGAAGAAACUAGAUGACUAUCUGAACACCCCUCUGCCAGAGGAGAUCGACAGCAACACUUUUGGGGACGAAGACAAGGGGUCACGGCGCAAGUUCCUAGAUGGGGACGAUCUGACACUGGCCGACUGCAAUCUGUUGCCCAAGCUACAUGUGGUCAAGAUUGUGGCCAAGAAAUAUCGCAACUAUGAUUUCCCAGCUGAGAUGACAGGCUUGUGGCGGUACCUCAAGAAUGCCUACGCCCGCGACGAGUUCACCAACACCUGUGCAGCUGACCAGGAGAUUGAGUUGGCCUAUGCGGAUGUCGCCAAGCGCCUCAGCCGAGCCUGAGCACAGCCAUCUUGCCCCACUGCUGCUGCGGGACUCAACCUCUCCCAAAAGAUCCCGGCUUCACAGACUCCUCUUCCACAUUGCCUCGGGAAACUUCUUUUUAAUCAGACCGCAUCUUGCUGACAUCAUCAGAACUCGAGGCUGCUAUCUUCUUCGAAGGUCAGCACCGUCCCCAUCUGAUCAUGCAGGAACCCACCUGCAGAAAUGAUAGACCGUCAAGCUCUCAGCCUUCGGACCCUGUCUGGGUUCAGUGUAUUUGGGGGGCAGUCCCCUUCUGCCAAUAUCAAAACCACACCUCAGACACACCAGAGACAUGCAACACUGUGUCCUCUUCCACCUUCCUCUUUGGCAGUAACUCCCAGGCCCACAAGAGAACAAUCUAAGUUCUUAGUGGAAAGAAACCUGCUGCUGUGUUAGGAGAGCUGGAGUGAGUGAACAGAGGAGGAUGGAGCAGGCUGUGGGAUUGGCAUCCGGCAAAUAAGCUCUCGGCAGCUUACUCUUCUCACACUCCUGUUCUGGGACCCCCUGGCCACGUUGGAAAGCCUCUAAGACACCAUCUCCUCGACCACAUGCUGUGAAUGUUUCACACCAUCACGCACCUGGCUGUGGCUGACCUCUGUUUUUAUGCUGUUCAGGCCUCUCCAGGAGAGGAAUUUGGCAUGUAGUUGCAAACUGGGUGACUAGAAGGGGUGGGGAGGGGGAACAGUGUCGAUGCCAAAAGGCCCACGGGGGUCUACCAGUCAUGGGAUUGCUUGCUUAUGGGUAGUUGUUUCCUUGGAGAUUGCACGCCUGGGUUAGAUUGUUUAUUCAUGAGUGAAUUCUGUUCUGUGAGAAAGCAGAUGGGAGUGGGAGGUGGAGGGAUGGGUGAAGAUAAAGGAGGCUCGAUAUUCCCUGGGAAUCUUUUGGUGAGUCUUCUCUCUCAUGAUCCAACUAUGUCUUGAAUUGGUGAUGUCAUGGAACUACCAAACUUAAGGCAAAACCCCAACAAUUGGUCAAAAAUCAUUCUCCACUCUCUUCAAGUUGCUCGUAGAGGCUGGUCAGCUGGCUGGUGCUUUCAGGCUACUGCUACUGGCUGAGUCCGCUUUGAUCUCUGGUGGGUGAGCGAUGCAUUCAAGAGGAGACAGGAUCAUGGCAGACCUUAGGAAGAAAGCCCAUGGGCCUUUCUGACUGGGAAACCAUGUGAUUUGAACUCCAUGAAAAAUAUAUACCAUCUGGGUUAAUUUUCCUGUCAUCUGACUCAACUGCCAGGAAAAAGCAAAGGGUAAAAUAAGUUUUAGCUAGUAUUUUGCUCCUUAGUCAUUCACUUUGAGUUUCACCUCCUUAAAAACUUAUCCGGCUUGAGCAUGGGGACCUGUGUAUGGGGAACCAAGAAACAUGAAGUAAUCGUCAGCUUCCUCCCGCAGUGAAGGCCUGUGAGAAAAGUCACCCACCACCUUUAAUAAUACCCCUUCUAUGUCACUUGCUAGUUGUGGGUAAGGCCCCAGUUGCCGGAAGGCCCCAGAACUUGACUCAUUUCUCAGUGAGGACCAGACAGUAUGGGUCUUUUCCAUGGAAACAUCAGUAAAUUUCAACCCAAAGUCUAACCCUGGGUCCACCUGCCUCUGGGAAUCUCUAAGGAAAAAAAGUGACCCACUGAUCAGAACAGAGGGAAAACAGGAGGUCUCCUCCAUCACUAAGGAAGGGAAAUUUCUCAGGAGGAUGUUUUAUGAGCCCAGGAGUUUGAACAAGGCAGAAAGAGUUGAUUGACUUCCUCUUCUACAGGAACCUUUCCACAGUAUCCCUAGAAUUUCUGUCCUUGGACUUGUUUGUAAAGGAGAAGUGGGGAGGAACCAGUCCUUUUUUACUGUAGGAAAAAGCCCCCAAUCGGCCUUCUGGGAGACAAAAGCUUGAAUGAUCCCGAAGGCCUUUUAAUUGGUGUGAAAGCCUAUUGUACUCAGAAAUCCUGCCCUGACCCUAGCAGCACAGGUCAGAUGGCCUAAGUAAGAGGCAGUUUACUUUCCUGAGACCCAUGGGGGCAUUGUUCUUGAAGCAAGUCUGUGAAGCACAAACAUCCCCACCCACCCCAAACCCCGACUCUUCUCAUUCCCCUCUGACCCCUACUCCCCCAGGCCUCCAGAAAAAAAGAAGGAUGCCCAGGUGGGGCAACUCUACCCAGAGGCUAAAGACCCCGAGUUGAUAUUCAGAACUCAGCAAUCAGUCCUUAUUUUAUUUUUUUUUUUAAUCAGUCCUUAUUUAAAGACAAACAUGACAAACCCAGUCAGUUUUGUUGUUUCUAGAUUUUCCUUCUGUGGUUGAGUCAGUUUUAUCAAAGUAACAAUAGUAAGGCACGGGGGUGGGGUGGGGCAGUUUUCUGAUCAAUUAUCACCACUUAAAAGAAGGGGAGGAGUUAGAGAGAGAAGGUACUUUUUAUUUCAACAGUAGAUUAUCAUAUAAUGCAACCGACUAUUGACUUAGAGCUUUAAUGUCUCAAGACCAGAUUUAUCAGAGUAUUCUUAAAUAAUAUUUUUUUCUGAUUUUUUUUUUCCCAAAAGAGAUUUUUCUUCAGACCCUCAGCUGUGGCUGAGCUAUGGCUAUCACUUUGUCAUAUACAAAUCAUCUCCCAGCAACAAUAGAGUGAGAUCCUUGGGUGUCCCAAGAACCAACUGAGGGAAUGUUUGACACUACACUCCAGAAUUAUAAGAUAGGAGAUAACCCUUGUCAUUGGCCUUGAAUUAUUAUUAAUGCUUCAGAAAACACCGGUGGCAUAGAAAGGUGAUUUCUUUGAGUUGAGAUCCUUCUUCAUGUCUAUCCUUUGACUUUCACAUCACUACUUUUUUUGUGUGGGGUAGCCUAGCAGGCAGAGGCAGAAACAAAAGUCAAGUCAGAAUGACUACAUUGAAUUUGCCAUCCACUCAGCACCAGCUACCUCCCAGCUUGGGCAUGGAUUCAGCUCGCUACCUGGCACCAGACUCCUGAGUUGGAAAGUGAAAAUCACACUCCAUCAGUUUAUUUAUUUGGUCACAAGAUCUCAGACCAAUUUCAGCUUCCUAGGAAAUGGCUCCAUCCACAUAGCUCACAUCCACUGCUGGUGGAACCAGAGGGAAUCUUGAUCUUUUCAUUAGAAAAAGGUAACACCAUCAGCAAGGUUUCCGGGAUCUAAUUUUCGAGCAUUUGUAAAACAAAACAACAGAAGCUGUGCACAGUGCCUGUGUUCAGUGGACACUCCGCAGCAGCAGGAGACAGACAGACAAUUCCAAGCAUCUUAGAAUGGUCGCACAAGGGUUCACACCUGGAAUAGACCUUAGAGAUCUAAAGGUCUAAAUUAAAGGGACGCUGAGUCAGGAAGGUGCAGGUCUCCCUAGUAAAAAUCUUCCACCAAGAGAAAACAGCGAGAGUCUGUGUCUACAGUGAAAUGGGUCUAGGGGCAGCAACUCUCCAGGCAUGUCUGUGCUGACCCCUCUCCUUACUGGUCGGGAGUCAUUUCAAAAGCAGAGUGUAUCAAGAUGCUGGGGUCUCCUCCUUGUAAAGAUUAAAUAUAUUUAAGUUCCUAAGUGAUCACUUCCUUAAUUUUUAGAUGAUAUUAAAAAAGAAUCUUAAGUCUUAGAGAAAGAAGAGAGCUUGUGAGGCAUCCCAGUUCUGAUGUUAGGAGAAGAGAUGAAGUGAUCGCAAUUGAUCUUGGGGCCCUUCUUGCCCCCUAGACCCAUUGUCUCCAAGCCACUGCUCUUCAGCACCCAAACCAAACCAUGUGUGCUCUCCAAAGGAAGCCAUAGUCCUCUCUCUUUCUUCAUACUUUCCUCCCAGCUUAGCUUCAGAAUACUCUGAUUUUGUAAUUAAGUAUGGUCCCAGAUGUGCGUAAUUUUACUUAAUGUUACUUAGGAAAAUGGAUCCAUACUUCCCUCCUCAACCAAUAAUCCAAUGAAACAUUGUCUCGUGCGUGAUACAGUUUGGAAUAAACUGUGCUUCAACAAAAGCAAUCUGGCUUUUUUUGGUAAAAUACAAUUUUAGGUUCCAAUCAUCUAAGGUUUUUUAAUGUAUAAAUAAAGAUUUCACACUAUUAACUAUGCAUACUUUUAAAAUAUAAAAUACCCAACUGCUAUUUGAAUUUUCUUUAUUUUCAUGACCACCUGAUUGUCCCUUUUAUGAGCUGGGGAGUUAACUAAUUUAGCAAACGAUGCCUAGCUUUGAUGAAAGAACAAACACUUCCUUUUAUCGAGACACUCCAAAUGACGGUUACUUGAUUUUCUCACGACCUUUAACUGUGUUGCUAAAAUAACAGGACUUGCUUUCAAGCCUUAAUAAAUGUAAAAUGACUUUUAAUGAACAUAUUGCUGAGUGUUUUCCUCAUGAAUCUGAACCAGUUAUAAAUUUGUUUCCCAGUCUUGAUUGGUAUUGCCUGAUUCAAAUAAAGUUGGUUUAUUUUCAAAUAUUAC
Molecule: messenger RNA, 5495 nt
Organism: Talpa occidentalis (Iberian mole)
Lineage: Eukaryota; Metazoa; Chordata; Mammalia; Eulipotyphla; Talpidae
Gene: CLIC5
Product: chloride intracellular channel 5
Exons: 6
Coding region: 328-1086 (252 amino acids)
Source: RefSeq, a predicted model, not a curated record